Enhydra lutris kenyoni (northern sea otter) is the source of this 1147-nucleotide messenger RNA. RefSeq names its product mitochondrial translational initiation factor 3. Gene Ontology annotation, molecular function: translation initiation factor activity; ribosome binding. Gene Ontology annotation, biological process: ribosome disassembly; mitochondrial translational initiation. The record is from RefSeq and is a predicted model, not a curated record. The coding region runs from base 277 to 1116 and encodes 279 amino acids. The transcript has 4 exons. Gene Ontology annotation, cellular component: mitochondrion. NCBI's taxonomy places the organism in Eukaryota, Metazoa, Chordata, Mammalia, Carnivora, Mustelidae.
GGAGGACUUCCGCCUUCCAGCCGGACGGCGCUCCUCCCUGCGUCACCUUUCCUUUAGAAGACGUGAGCCGGAGCCCCGCCCACUACGGAGGGCGAAGGGGGCUUCCCGCGGGGACCGUUCCCUGGCUUCUUCCGCCAGACCUUACAAUCGCCCGCCCGGCAUAGGUAAAGCCAAAGGCGAGGGGCGCCGUGCGAGGAGGGCCUGUGCGGGAGGACGUGGGCUUAGGCACAGUCCUGCGGAGGAAGCGGCUUCGCGCUCAGCUGUGUCCCUGGAAGGAUGGCCGCCCUUCUUCUAAAGAGGCUAACAUCACAAUCCAUAAAGACUGGAAAUAACUGCAUCAGCAGAUGUCUUGGUAGAUGCAUCCUGCAUGAGACCAUCCCAGCGCAGCGGUCCCUCGGAGCUUCUGUCCCAAGACUGUCCUCCUGGAUUCAUGCAAAAGCUUUCAGUACUGUUGCGGACCCCCAGGACGAAAGAAAGAAGAAGAAAAGGAGCGAGCCAGCUUUUAACAGCAUCGGGAGAAAAAUUCACGAGCGAGUCAUUCACGUGCUGGAUGAGGCGGGCAAUGAUUUGGGAAACAUGCACCGAGCAGACGUGAUCAGGCUCAUGAACAAGCGGGACCUGAGGCUCGUGAAACGGGACAGCGGCACCGAGUCUCCCCAGUACCAGCUCCUGACGGGGGCACAGAUUCACAAGGAGCAGCUGAGGCUUCGGGAACUGGAAAAGGCCAACCCCAAAGCUGGAUCUACCCUGACAAAGGAACUCAGUUUUUCUUCAAAUAUUGGACAACAUGACUUGGAUACAAAGAGUAAACAGAUUCAGCAGUGGAUUGAGAAACAAUACAAAGUUCAAAUUACCAUAAAGAAAGGGAAGAACCCAGAGGAGCCAGAACAGAAGAUGGAGGAGAUCUGUCAUCAAAUACUCCAGACCAUGCCUGGACUAGCUACCUUCUCAUCCCGGCCACAGCCUGUUCGGGGAGGAAAAGCUGUAAUGUGUGUUCUUCGUCAUUUGAGCAAAAAGGAAGAGAAUGCCUGGAGAGAAGCUCAAGGAACCCAGAAAGGAGACACUUUGAACAAAGAAAACAGAAACAAUCAAGAAUCAGAUGUUGUGCAUCAGUGAUUUUAAUAAAGAAAAAUGUGCUUCUGAGCGG